This is a messenger RNA of Penicillium paradoxum, 1347 nucleotides long. It is a transcript of the gene cds1, whose product is annotated as phosphatidate cytidylyltransferase. The record is from RefSeq and is a predicted model, not a curated record. NCBI's taxonomy places the organism in Eukaryota, Fungi, Ascomycota, Eurotiomycetes, Eurotiales, Aspergillaceae. Gene Ontology annotation, molecular function: phosphatidate cytidylyltransferase activity. Gene Ontology annotation, cellular component: endoplasmic reticulum membrane. The transcript is spliced from 4 exons. Bases 1 to 1347 code for a protein of 448 amino acids.
AUGUCGAAAUCCCGCCGCAAUGUCCGGUUCCAACACCGGUCAAAUGAUGAGCGACGCCUCAGUGUAUCCUCCGACAUCAGCGAUGCACCCUCAGAGCCCACUAGCCCCAGCAAAAAUGGCAAUGGGGCCAAAUCACCCACUGUUGCUGAAGAGAAGGCUCCUCAGUCUGAAUAUGAGAAGAAGAAGCAGACUUUCAUCACUCGAACGAUAUGGACUUUUGUGAUGAUUGCCGGUUUCUUCGUUGCUUUGUUCUCUGGUCACAUCUAUAUCAUUGCUCUCAUUACUGGGAUUCAGAUCAUCUCAUUCAAGGAAGUCAUCGCUAUCGCCAAUAUCCCCAAUAAGGAGAAGAACUUGCGGUUCACAAAAUCGUUAAAUUGGUAUUUCUUGGCGACAACCAUGUACUUUCUGUACGGAGAGAGUGUGAUUUACUACUUCAAGCACAUUUUGCUUGUUGAUAAGGUGCUGCUUCCGUUAGCGAACCACCACCGCUUCAUCAGCUUCACGCUUUACGUCAUGGGAUUCGUGUUCUUUGUCGGAUCUCUACAGAAGGGACACUAUCGAUUCCAAUUCACUCAAUUUGCUUGGACUCAUAUGGCUUUGUAUCUGAUUAUUGUCCAAGCCCAUUUUGUGAUGAACAACAUUUUCGAGGGCAUGAUCUGGUUCUUCCUCCCUGCUGCACUAGUCAUCACCAACGAUAUCUUUGCCUACGUGUGCGGUAUCAGCUUUGGGCGAACCCAGCUCAUUCAGCUUUCCCCCAAGAAAACCGUCGAGGGUUUCGUGGGCGCGUGGAUUUGCACCGUUGGCUUUGGUUACUUCAUGACUAACCUGCUCAUCCGCUAUAAGUACUUCAUUUGCCCUGUCAAUGACCUGGGCUCAAACGUUCUGACCGGUCUGGAGUGUGUUCCUAACCCUGUCUUUACGGCGCAACCCUACUCUCUUGAUUUCUUUGGCUUGGACAAGACCUUCUGGGUGGAGCCCAUUCAGUUCCACAUCCUGGCUUUCGCCACAUUUGCUUCGCUGAUCGCUCCGUUCGGUGGAUUCUUUGCAUCCGGCCUGAAGCGUACCUUCAAGAUUAAGGACUUCGGCGAGUCCAUUCCGGGCCACGGCGGUAUCACUGACCGCAUGGACUGCCAGUUCAUCAUGGGCUUUUUCUCUUACAUGUACUUCCACAGCUUCAUUGCUAUCUACAAGGCCAGUGUUGGUGACAUUAUCGAGACAGCCAUCAACGGCCUCACGGUUGACGAGCAGCUUGAGGUCGUCCGUGGCUUGGGCAAAUAUUUGUACAAUCAAGGUGCCGUCUCGGAAUCGAUUUUGGAGUGCCUUGUCACCGAGCUUAAGCGUCGAUGA